AUGCUCGCAGACAACGUCAAGAUGGUCAGCCUCUCGACUGCCAGCCACUGCACACUCAGGCAGAGGCCCCAGCAGCAUUUGAACGCAGAGAACGACAACGGCAGCAAGAGCGCGAGUGAGCUCAAAGCAGAGAGGCACGGCACGAAGACCCGCCUGCUGCUCGCUGACUACCGAACUCUCAGAGCUGCAGUGAAGCUGGCGGUCACACGAGGGAAGACAGCCCAGCUGGCAGCGACAGCGUGUUUACUGACGCAGGAUUGCGUUGAAGGACCUCCUACCCCACCUGCCACACUCAAACAGAUGCAAGCCACAUGGAGGAGCCUUGCUCAAAAGGCGCGCAGAGCGAGAGAGCGAGCUGCCCAGGGUCAGCUUCAAGAUUCCAACCUGCCCACAUCGAAUGCUGGGGCACCUCCUCCAUCAAAUCGAACCCUUGCACAGCGUGCGCGUCGAGAGCGCGAAAGAGCUGCACGAGAGGGCAUUCACCAAGACCAGCAAGUGCAGGAGCCAAAGGCACCUCAGCCAUCAAACCGAACUCUUGCACAACGUGCGCGGCGGGAGCGGGAACGAGCUGCUCAACACGGAAACGAACAAGAGUCUGACUAUCGCCCUGCUGGACCUAAAAAGUUUGAGAGGGGUAAAAUCGAACAUGCCCAUUCGUACAACGGAUGGCGACCCAUCGCGUACGCGUAUUUUGAAGAGGUCAGCAAUUACAGAAACUCGACAACAGUGGAGCAUUCAGGAUUCAAGAUGACGGGCAACGAUGUUGUGGAUCUUCAUGAGGCUCUCUGGGGCCCAGUCAAGGGACUUAGUGACGGUGCCAACGAAGAGGAGAAGGUCAAGCAGCACACCCAUCUGGUCGAUACGGUUCGUGUACUCCUGGCAGCUGUUGGAGUUGACUAUGAGGUUGCUUGCACCGAAGGCGAAGAGGACUUCUUGUGCAGUACCUGGCAGUUGGAAGGUGUCGUAGACAAAGAACGAGGCGCGAGGACACCAGGUAUGAGGAAGGUCGAUGACUACGAGGACGAAGACUCCGACGGCAUAGAUGAUGAUGAUGAUGAUGAUGACGAUAAUGAAUCCAACUAG
Molecule: messenger RNA, 1083 nt
Organism: Cyclocybe aegerita
Lineage: Eukaryota; Fungi; Basidiomycota; Agaricomycetes; Agaricales; Hemipholiotaceae
Source: the annotation of a GenBank genome assembly